AGUGUUGCCAGAGCGGCAAAAUUUAUUGAAACCUUUGUGGCGAAUUCGGGCUUGCUAGUCGAAAGUAUCAAAAACAAAAACAAUAAAAUUGACUUGUGGCAACAAUAAAAAGUAAACAUUUGCAAAGCAAAUAAAGUAAAUAUAUUUCUAAAUUACAAUGCAUCCUGGUCAAAUCGAAGUCAAUGAAAUUACUGGCUAUUGGACUUUUCUGGCAAGCAUCGAUUGGUUAGAUCCUUGGCUUAUUGGUUUGAUUUGUAUACAUAUACUUACCACUUCUGCUGCUCUACUUUCGCGGAACAAUACAAAUUUUCAAGUUUCCCUGUUCUUAGUUCUAUUGCUGGCUGUUUACUUCUCCGAGGGCAUUAAUGAAUAUGCGGCAACCAAUUGGAAAACAUUCUCCAAACAACAAUAUUUUGAUAGCAAUGGACUAUUUAUCUCAACUGUCUUUUCCAUACCCAUUCUACUAAAUUGCAUGUUUCUGAUUGGCACUUGGCUUUAUAGUUCAACGCAGUUAAUGGCCAACUUAAAGACAGCCCAGAUAAAGGAAAGACUGAGACAAGAACGUCUAAACCCAUCAGGGGGAACAUUACCAGUGGCAGCAGGUGAAGGAGGAAAAACGAUUAAAUCGGAGUAGUUUUAAGAUUGACCCCAUGUAACACGUCACGCUUGAGUCAGCCGUAUAGAAUUUGCUCGCUUUAUUUUCUAGUUGAAGGGCACAUUUGCCUUGUUUUGUGUCCUUUCUUAAAUUUCGUUUUACUUAAGUCAAUUGAAUUGUCUAUAUUUAUAUAUAUGAAUAUACCAAAUUGUAACAAUAAGGCUUUAGAGUUGUAAUUAAAAAUUAAGAUGAAAUAUAGCCAUGCAAAAAUGUUAAGUUAA
This is a messenger RNA of Drosophila willistoni, 876 nucleotides long. RefSeq names its product transmembrane protein 18 (gene Tmem18). The transcript has 4 exons. Bases 158 to 634 code for a protein of 158 amino acids. The record is from RefSeq and is a predicted model, not a curated record. NCBI's taxonomy places the organism in Eukaryota, Metazoa, Arthropoda, Insecta, Diptera, Drosophilidae. Gene Ontology annotation, cellular component: nuclear membrane.